Drosophila rhopaloa is the source of this 1755-nucleotide messenger RNA. It is a transcript of the gene Cluap1, whose product is annotated as clusterin-associated protein 1. The record is from RefSeq and is a predicted model, not a curated record. Gene Ontology annotation, cellular component: intraciliary transport particle B; centrosome; cilium. Gene Ontology annotation, biological process: cilium assembly. Bases 81 to 1682 code for a protein of 533 amino acids. The transcript is spliced from 4 exons. Lineage: Eukaryota; Metazoa; Arthropoda; Insecta; Diptera; Drosophilidae.
CAAAUGACGGAGUGGAAAAUGCAAUUGCCAGCGCAGCCGGCGCAGCGAAAACAGGUUGAACUCGUCGGAAGAAUCCAGGAAUGUCCUUCAAGGAUGUGCGAGAUCUGGGGGAACAUCUCAAGCUGCUGGGCUUUCCACGGGUAUUUCCCCUACAGUCCCUGGCCAAUCCGCAUGGCAGCCUGGCCAGUUUCCACAUAGUGGCCGAGCUGCUCCAGUGGCUGGCUGGUCUGAUGGAGCCGGGCGCCACUUUGCCCGGCGGCGUGGACUCGGAGGAGCAGCGGGUGCUACUCGUUCGCUCGGCCACCGAGUUUUUCGUGACCAAGGCGGCCAUCCGUUUGAAUCCCCGGAAGCUGUAUGCCGCUGCUGCGGUCACCGCGGCGGAACUGCAAAAGAUAACCCGACUCCUGACAGCCCCUGGACAGAGCGAGGCGGAUGGCGACGAGGAGGAGCAGAGGGAUCAGUACAGGAGCCUGAAUCCCGUGGACAUUGGCGAUAAGAUGGAGGAGCUGCGCAAGGCCCGGGAACUGGCCGCUGAUUUGACCCAGCGCGGCACCACCAUAUACGAGCUGCUCUCCAAGGAGCUGCUCAACAAGGAGGCGCGUCUGUCCCAAGCCCAGCGACCUCUGGAACUGCUCAGUGUGGAGCGGACCCUGAAGAACGCCAUCCAGGCCAGCCAGGUGCGCCUGCAGUCCAGUCGAGCCCAACUGGAGGCGGCCAAGGUGGAGCUGAAUGCCCUCGGCUCCAAGUUGCAACGCCGCCGGGCGGAGCUGGAGAGGACUCGCCAACGAUUGGAGGCACUGCAUCGCAUUCGACCUGCCCACAUGGCCGAGUUCGAGGACUGCGAGAAGGAAUUGCAGCAGCUCUUCCAGCGCUAUUUCCUGCGGCUCCAUGUGCGGGAUGCCCUCAAAUCGCAAUUGGAGCUGCGUACCAAGCGGGCCACGCCCAUUGCCUCACCGGUUCUGCAGAAGCCGGCCGAGAGUUCCAUGCCCUUCAUCCCGGAGGGACUCAUCGAGGACGAUGACGACGACGACGAGGACGACGAGGAGGAUCUGGAUGACGAGGCCGAGGACGAUGGCGGCGAUGCGGUCUCCGGCCUCGAUAUGGUGGUCAAUGGACGCAGUGUCUUCGGCCUGGACUCGGAGAUACCGGACAUUCGGGACGAGGAUAAGCUGAUGCAGCAGGGUACCGGGCACCUCAGCUCGGCACAGGGAAAGCGUCCUGGCACCGCCACCUCCAGGAUGAGACCCACCACGGGCAGGAGCAGGAAGGGAGCCGCAGGAAAAGGGGCAGCAGGACCAGAUGGAGCAGGUGGCGAUGCCAGAGCAGCUCGAGGAUCCCGAAGAGGAGGAGGAGGAGCAGCUGGAGGAGGAGCAAGUGGCGCCCAUCGAAAUGGCCGCAAUGGACCCGGCAGCAGUAUGCUCAACUCACGGGACGAUGACAGCAGCUUCGGGAGCUCCGAAAGUGAACUGGAUGUGGGCGAGAUCAUGGGCAUGAGUGGGCUGAGCGGGAUGAGCGCCAUCAGCGGGAUGAGUGGGAUGAGCAACAUUGCCUUGGGAGCCGCCGAUGACGAUUUUGAUCUCAACUCCAUCGACGACAUUAGCAUUUCAAAGUUAACUGGGGAACUGCCGCUGCGACCGAAGACGGCCAAUAAGGCGGAGCACCACAGCGAUGAGGAUUUCUAGGGUUAACCAAUCAUUUUCUACGGAUUUUAUAGACACGUCAAAAAGGGCAUUCAGGUCAUCACAAAUAAAGAAA